This is a messenger RNA of Strongylus vulgaris, 741 nucleotides long. NCBI's taxonomy places the organism in Eukaryota, Metazoa, Nematoda, Chromadorea, Rhabditida, Strongylidae. The record is from the annotation of a GenBank genome assembly.
AUGGUGUUUCUUGAUGGCUAUUACGAACCCACGCUACUGUUUUUGUAUGAGCCACAUCAGACAACAGCUGGAAGAGCUUCUGUUCGAUAUGACACGAUGCACUUGUUAGGCGUUUCUGUAAACGUAUUCGACGAACAAGUUGCUAUCGUUUGGCAAGUUGGAAGUCUACCCAUGGAUUGCAAUAGGUUGGUGGCUAUUCCGAAACCACUCGGUGGCAUUUUGGUGAUUGGAUCGAACGAAGUCAUAUAUUUGAAUCAGUCUGUGCCUCCAUGUGGAAUAAGUCUCAACAGCUGUUACGACAACUUCACAAAGUUUCCUUUAAAAGAUCUGAAGCAUAUGUCAAUGACCUUAGACGCAGGUGCAGCAGAGUGGAUUGGCAGCAAUCAUAUCGCGUUAGGAACGAUGGAUGGCAAAUUACUUGUUCUUACUUUGAUCACAGAUUCUUCGGAAACAGUCCGCUCCCUCGAUUUGGAGCAUGUGUUUGAUACAUCCAUAGCCUACUGUAUGAACUUAUGUGCUCCCGGACGCCUCUUUAUUGGUUCUCGACUUGGUGAUUCUCAGCUGUUGGAAUUUUCCGUGUAUAAGGAGGAAAUAAAAGAAGAAGCUUCCCCGGAGCCCAAAAAAUCUCGGAUCGAUGAUAGAGUAAACGCGGAUGAAGACGAUUUGGAGCUCUACGGCGAGCAAAUCAUUGAACAAGUGAUUGCUCCAAAUAGUGGAAAUCGAGACGCAGAAAAUGUAUAA